AUGAAUCUUGAGCAUUCAGCCCAGACUCGGGCCAGGCAGGAGGCGUGGACAGUGAAAAAUGCAGAUGAUGCUGGACGCUGCUGGGCCCUCUGUUGGAAUAAAUCAGAAGCAGCUGGAUCUAUGCUCAGCAGACGCGGGGCGGGGCGGCCCUGGUUAGCUCAGGAGCGCGGAGCCAGUAGUGGAGCUGGCACGAGAGGCGUGGGCGGCUGCAGGAGCGGGGACUGCAGUGCCGGCCCCCUGGGUCCCCGAGGCUGCGGACCGCGCCACCCGCAUCCUAGUCGGGCCGGGCCGGACCUCGGUGAUCCCGCGGCAACUGGAACCUCCAGCGUCUGGUGGGUGACGUCCCCGGGUCGGGAGAGAAGUUUGGAGCGGGCUGGAGCGCCCCGCGCGGAGAGGGAGACCCGGAGAGAGACUUCCCUGCGCAGAGCAGCGCGGAGGCCCGGGAGGCCCUGCGUUUGGGGGAGUCACCCCGGCGCCCUCGGCACUUCACAUCCCUGGGGCCAACCGCGCUGCCUCCCCGGAGCCGGUGAGCGCCCGGCCGAAGAAUACUCAGUCUGGACUCACGGCGCUGGCCUGGACCCCGCCGGCUCGUCUGUGUGGGGUUCCCGGGGCCACCGCGCCACCUGCCCCUCGCCGGUCGCCACCGCUGCCGAGGGGAAAACCGGACAGGAGCAAAUAGAAGGAGAAAAGAACUCCAAGGUAGAGUUCAGAUGCUGUGGUUUUGGAAGCUCAAACCAACAGACAGCAUCAGUGCCUUUUCAUCCUUGGACCCUACAAAUGCCAUCGAAGGACAUAAACAACAAGGAUGUUAAGUUUGCCAAAAUCCUGCAUGCAGUGGGAGAAUUUGGCAAAUUCCAGUGGAGGCUGGUAGCCCUCACCUUCAUCCCCAGCAUCUUGUUGGCCUUCCUGUAUGCUGAGCACUUCCUGUUCACAGACCAGGAGCACUAUUGCAACGCCAGCUGGAUUCUGGCAGUGGGCCCCACACUCUCAGAGUCUGAGCAGCUAAAUCUGACCCUUCCACGAGCACCCAAUGGCAGUUUCCAGAUGUGCCUUAUGUACUUGCCUGUGCCCUGGGACUUGGGUUCUAUCAUCCAGUUUGGCCUCAACCACACCACUACAUGCCAAGAUGGGUGGAUCUAUCCUAACUCCAAAACUUGAUCAUUGAUCAAUGAGUUUGACCUGGUGUGUGGCAAGGAGCCAAGAGAGGAAAGCUUCCAGUCCAUAUCCAUGGCUGGCUUCCUGACAGGGUCUCUCAUCUUUGGGUUUGACACGCUGGGCCAUUACCCUGCUAUCCUGAUCUCGCUUCUGGGGCUGACAAUCUUCAACUUUGGGACAGCCUUUGUGAGCAGUCUUCACCAGUAUUUUUUCUCCCGUUUCCUUGUCUCCCAGGCAGUGAUUGGUUACAGAAUCAGCAGUGUGUGUUUAGCCACUGAAUGGCUAGUGGGCAACCACCGGGCCCAUGCCAUCUUCCUGGAACACUGCUUUGUCUCUGUGGGUGUCCUGUUCCUGAUGGGACUCAGCUACAGCCUUCCCCACUGGUGGCUGCUGUUCCUGGUGGGUGGGCCACCUGUGCUCCUGUUCAUCUUUUACAUCUGGAUUCUUCCAGAGUCCCCACGGUGGCUGAUGAUGAAAAGGAAGGUGGAAGAAGCCAAACAGGUGCUGUGCUAUGCAGCCAGUGUGAACAAGAGGAUCAUUCCUUGCACCCUGUUAAAUGAGCUGCAGCUGCCUGGAAAGAUGGUGACUGAGGCAACUGCCCUGGAUUUUUAUUAUAAUAGGCACCUCCGCAAAGUGAUCUUGGUAGUGGGCUGUAUAUGGUUUACUGUCAGUUAUACCUAUUUUACACUGACCCUUAAGAUGAGAGACUUUGGAAUGAACGUUCACUUCAGGCAGGCCAUGUCUGGCAUCAUGAAGGUACCUGUUCAGCUGUGCUGCAUCGUAAUCUUUGAGCACAAAGGGAGAAAGUGGGCCCUGAUUGCGACUCUCAUCCAAACCAUCAUCAUCUGCUGUCUCCUUUUGAUUUUCCAAGAUACAGAGCUGAAAUCCACCGUAAUGUUGAUAUUCAUGCUUGGAGAGUCCAGCGUGGCUGCCACUAUCACUGUCCUGUUCAUCUAUACUGCUGAGCUCCUCCCUACUGUCCUCAGGGCUACAGGGCUGGCACUGGUGAUUCUGGCCUCAUCAGGUGGAGUCAUGUCAUCCGAGACAAUCAUCCACCAGAUCUUGUCCCUCCACCCCGUCAUUCUCUGCUGCAUCUUAUCCUGUAUGGCUUUGUAUUCCUCCUUCUUGCUGCCAGAAACAAAAGAUCAGCCCCUCUCAGAUAGUCUGGAGCACUUCUCAAAGGCUAGAAACCAAGCAAAUGUGAAGCAAGGUUUCUCCCUAUUACCAUUUUACAGCCUCCAGAGAGAGGUGGCCCAGAACUUUGAAGAUACUUUCAAGAAGAGGAACAGUGAUACCAUGGAGAUGAUGAUGGCUGAGGAUUCAGCAUCUGAUGAUGUGUCUGAGGAAGCAGCAAAGAACACAAUUCUCAAUGCCCAGAUUCUGAGAUUGGAUGAAGACAUUUCCUCUAACACAGCUGUGGAGGAAUCUGCACCUGAGGAAGCCCAUGGUCAGACUCCCUGAGGGCCAGGGAGAGCCCAGACCAGCUUGGGUUGGAGUUGAGUGGGUGAAUACAUUUAUAAAUUCCAGGCCCAGUCCAGGAGGGGGCUAGGGUCAGUCCUGCUCUGAAGCAAGCC
Molecule: messenger RNA, 2729 nt
Organism: Heterocephalus glaber (naked mole-rat)
Lineage: Eukaryota; Metazoa; Chordata; Mammalia; Rodentia; Bathyergidae
Gene: Slc22a14
Product: solute carrier family 22 member 14
Biological process (GO): transmembrane transport
Cellular component (GO): membrane
Molecular function (GO): transmembrane transporter activity
Source: RefSeq, a predicted model, not a curated record